CUCUCCCUUGUUUCGGAAUAGCGGUGAUGUUGGUUUAACCAGAUUCAUCUGCCAUUGGAAGUCUUGUUAGCCACAGAACAAUCAAUUUGUUGAAGCGUGCAUUUGCAUUUCACAAAUCUGUUCUUAACACACUAUUUUGCACAGGUCUAAGAUGAGCCUCACAGACAUCCUAAGCCCUUCCGAUAUUGCUGCUGCUCUGCGGGACUGCCAAGCUCCAGAUUCCUUUAGUCCCAAAAAAUUCUUUCAGAUCAGUGGCAUGUCUAAAAAGAGCAGCAGCCAGCUCAAGGACAUCUUCCGGAUUCUCGACAACGACCAGAGCGGCUUUAUUGAGGAAGACGAGCUCAAGUAUUUCCUUCAGAGGUUUGAGUGUGGAGCCAGAGUGUUAACCAGCUCAGAAACCAAGACCUUCUUGGCAGCUGCAGAUCACGAUGGGGAUGGUAAAAUCGGGGCUGAAGAAUUCCAGGAACUCGUGCAGUCUUAGAGGUUCAAAAGGACCAACCAAGAUAGAAUUGGGAUGAAUCUGCACAAGAGGCUCCAAAACCUUGACAAUCAGGAGUCCCUUAUUUAUCUUGACAGUGUCUGUUAUUUGUUCAUUGCCUCAGCAACAUAAUGAAACACUGAUUAAUGGGUCUUUUUAAUUGUGUGAACCAUUUACCAUGUUCUAAAUUCUACUUUAGCAGACACCUCCCUUAAAAAUUUCCAAUAAAAAUUAA
Molecule: messenger RNA, 713 nt
Organism: Columba livia (rock pigeon)
Lineage: Eukaryota; Metazoa; Chordata; Aves; Columbiformes; Columbidae
Product: parvalbumin, thymic CPV3
Exons: 4
Coding region: 152-481 (109 amino acids)
Cellular component (GO): cytoplasm
Molecular function (GO): calcium ion binding
Source: RefSeq, a predicted model, not a curated record